Scomber scombrus (Atlantic mackerel) is the source of this 5123-nucleotide messenger RNA. RefSeq names its product myocardin related transcription factor Ab (gene mrtfab). Bases 249 to 4112 code for a protein of 1287 amino acids. The transcript is spliced from 20 exons. The record is from RefSeq and is a predicted model, not a curated record. Lineage: Eukaryota; Metazoa; Chordata; Actinopteri; Scombriformes; Scombridae. Gene Ontology annotation, biological process: smooth muscle cell differentiation.
UUGCGUCCCACGCAGAGGAGGUGUUUUCCGGUCAAAGUUUCCUUUGUGAUUCGGAAGUGGUGGUGGGAUGCCCAAAGCCGUUUAUCCUUACAGAUAACAACACACAAGCGGCGAGCAUGAUAAAAUCGUUCACAGCUCUGUCCUGCUAAACAUGGGAAGAGACACCUUCAGGAUUCAGUAAUACAGGUCUCUCCGUCACCCUGGCAACGCUACACUCUCAGAGAGGGGAGGGGCCGAGUCUUGGCAGUAUGGAAGUCGCGGGUAUGCCGGGCACGGGCACAGCCCGGAGCCCACAGAGCGAGGCGGUGACCUCGGUGCUCCAGGAGCUGUCCCUUCAAACCGGCCCCAACCAGAUGCCUCUACAGGAACGUAAGAACGUCCUCCAACUCAAACUCCAGCAGAGACGCACACGAGAGGAACUGGUCAGCCAAGGGAUCAUGCCACCACUGAAGAGCCCGGCAGCCUUUCACGAACAGAGGAGGAGUCUGGAACGAGCAAGGACCGAAGACUAUCUGAAGAGGAAGAUCCGGUGUCGUCCGGAGCGCUCAGAGCUGGUCAGGAUGCACAUUCUGGAAGAGACGUCUGCAGAGCCCUCCCUGCAGGCCAAGCAGCUGCAGCUGAAGCGAGCCCGACUGGCCGACGACCUCAACGACAAGAUCUCCCACCGACCGGGUCCCAUCGAACUGGUUCACAAGAACAUCCUCUCUGUCACCUGCCCUCUGCAGACCUCACCGCUGGAUUCUCCAAAGGGAGAGAGCUCGUCCUUAGAUGAAGACAGCAGCGAUGCACUGUCACCAGACCAGCUAACCAAUCACGACUCUCCCCUGAGUGCUGUGCCACAGCCUUCCCCUGCCGACACAAUCACCCAGAACGGGGACAUGUCCCCUACACAGUUUCUUACACAGCCCCCUCCUCCACCUCCUGCACCACCUCCUCCCCAGGCGAAUGGGUCAGACGCCUCCCCGCUCCCGAAAGCGACAAACGGGACGACGGGGACCUUAACGAGCUCGCGCCCCUCUACCGGACAUAUCAAGUCUCAGGCUAAGACGAGUUCAGACCGUCCUCCACAGAGGCCUAAAAAACCAAAGGACAGCAAACCCAAGGUGAAGAAGCUCAAGUACCACCAGUACAUCCCUCCGGACCAGAAGGCGGACAAGGAGCGUCCGCCUCAGAUGGACUCGUCCUAUGCGAAGCUCCUCCAUCAGCAGCAGCUCUUCCUGCAGCUGCAGAUCCUCAGCCAGCAACAGCAGCACUACAACUACCACACCAUCCUGCCCGCCCCUCCCAAGCCACCGACCGAGCAGCCUCCCACAACCAACUCCGGCCCUUCCCCCUCCCGCAGUGUUCCCACGACAACCACCUCAGCCCCCUCCAAUCAGAGCGGGGCUGCACGGCAGAGCCAAGCAGCAGCGGGAGGAGCCAAGCCAAGCACUCUGCCAGCCAACCUGGACGAGUUCAAAGUCGCCGAGUUGAAGCAGGAACUGAAAUUGCGUGGUUUGACCGUCUCAGGCACCAAGAACGACCUCAUCGAGAGGCUCCGCAACUACCAAGAGCAACACGGCGCCAACGCAGCGCUUUUGAAAAAUGGCAUAUCGCAGGCCGGCCAGCAGGGCGCCGCCUCUUCCGUUAACGCCAUCGCGUCCUCUCCAGGCGCGACCGUCGCCUCCGACCACCAGUUGCCAGAUGGCGGCUUUAAGGUAGCUUUCUCCCCGUUGGCUCACACGGUUCCUGGGCGGGUCAUGCGUUUCGGCAGCACCAACUCCAGCCCGCCGGUGUCGCCUACCCCGUCUGAGCGGUCGCUAGCAGGGAUGAGUCCAGAUGAGACCAGCUGUAACGGAGACAUGUUUGGAGAGAUGGUGAGCUCUCCCCUGACCCAGCUCACCCUCCACCACUCUCCUCAGCAUCCGUCGAAUGUCUCUCCGCUCUCACAGCCGCUCUCAAAAGUGAAAGAGGAAACCCAGAGUUCAUGCAGCCUCUCCAGGACUUCACCCGCCUCAAGCCAGCCUCCAGAGACCCUAUCUGGGUUAGCUUUGGACAUAUUCUCCAUGGACAAGGACCAGAUGCUUCAGGAGAAGGACAAACAGAUCGAGGAGCUGACCCGGAUGCUGAGGCAAAAGCAGAGGCUAGUGGAGACCCUCAGAUCCCAGCUGGAGCAGGGCAAGAUGACGGGUGGAAUAGUGGGGGAGAAAGAAGCUAGCGAAAAGAGCAGAACGAUAUCCCAGGAGGUUAAACCGCAAACUCUGAUAAAAGCCUCAGCCAUCCAGCCGCCCACGUUCCCCAACGGCCUCAUGGUGAAGGUGAAGAAGGAGAUGGAGGCCGAGGAGGGAAUGGAGGGAGUGACAGAGGAGGCACAGAUGAAGAAAAUGGCCCAGCCGAUGCAGUGCUCUCAGGAGACUCUGCUCAGGCUGCAGCAGAUCCACCGGCUGCAAGUCCAACAAGCCGAACAACAGAAGCAGCAGCUGCAGAGUCAGGCACAGCUGCAGAAAGCGGCCGAGGCCAAGUCAAACCCUCCAAAACAGCAGCAGCAGCAGCAGCAACAACAACAACAACAACAACAACAACAGCAACAACAACAGCAGCAGAAGAAAGAAGCUCAAAUCCUGCUCCACCAGCAGCAGCAACUGCAGCAGCUCAUCAUCCAGCAAACCCAACAGAAGCAGCUCCAGGCCCAGCAGAAGUUAGCGCAGCAGAAACUGGCCCAGCAGAAGCUCAGUCAGCAGAAGCUGGUGCAGCAGAGCCAGCUGAAGCAGACGCAAGGGCAGCUCCAAGCUCAGCAGAAGAACCAAGUGCAGCUGAAACAGGUCCAGGUGCAGAUCCAGAGUCAGACGGUGGCGACUCAGAAGCCCACGGUGAACCCAACGCAUCAGAGGAAGCAGCUGAAGGCGCAUCAGAGGCAAAAACAGCAGACGCCAGCUGUUCCUACACAACAGGUGACUCCAGUCUUCAUCAACCAACAGAACAGCACUCAGAUCCACACUCAGGCCAUUUCAUUAGACCUCCUCAAGUCCAACGGCACACCCACGCUGGUCACCGACACCAACGGCAACCACUACUUGAUCGCUCUCACCAGCCACACCACCGACGGGCAGAACGGAGUGUCCUCAUUGGCCAAAACCAACGGACGCAUCACGCUGCAGAGAUUGCAGUCGACUCCGAGUAAACUGCCCAGCACCGACAGCCAAUCGAAAGAGCAGAAAGAGGCCGAGCCUGUUAGCCAGCCAAUCAAAAAGGGACAGAAGGCAGCGCUGCAUUUGGACACCAGCGUCGUUCCACAACCCGGCCAGUCAGUCACCGCUCCGCCCAACCUGCAGCCUUUCUUCGACGAGAUGUCAGACAGCGAAAGCCAAAGCAGCAUAAUCUCAUCUCUCAAGAGAGAGGAGGUGUGUCCGCCUUACGACCGGCACACACUGUUUACCCCUCCCUCUCCUAAACCCAACACCUCCCUUCCUACUCAGCGCUCCAAACAGGAGAACGGUGUGAACAGUCAGCAGAUGGACGACCUGUUUGACAUCCUGCUCAAGAGUGGAGAAAUCCCCGGCUUCAAGGCCAACCCUGACCCCUCCCUCGCCCCACUCCACUCCGACCCACCCUCCCCGUCCUCUCCCCCGUCCCCGCUCCACCUCUCCCCUCCCACCCCGACCUCCCCCCUCAUCUCCCCCCAGCCCUCCAUAGCGGAGCCCUGCACAGGCAGCGGACGCCUGGAGGACUUCUUGGAGAGCACCACUGGCGCCCCGCUGCUGGGCGUGGAGCCGGACGGCGGGCUGACGCUGAUCGACGACCUCCACAGCCAAAUGCUGAGCACGGCCAGCAUCCUGGACCACCCCCCCUCCCCCAUGGACACGUCCGACCUGGGCUUCUCCCCCCAUUCUACGGGGCUGGACUUUGGCGACCCCACACUGGACAGCAUGGACUGGCUGGACAUCUCCAUGGUGGGGAGCGCCAGCGGAGGCAGCGGGGGCGACGGAGGGGGGAGAGGCGGAGGAGGCGGACCGGGGGAAGGAGACGGGGGGACGAGUCUGGCCCCGCUGGCGCCACACACUCCGCCGAGCGUCUUCUCGGCCGAUUUUCUGGACAGCACGGACCUGCAGCUGCACUGGGAGGCGUGUCUGUAGCCCAGCCCGCCCACCCGCAAGAGGGACGCGCGCUCGCUCACACUGUGUACAGGCUCCGUCUUUAUUUCACGCACAUACAGAAACCUUCUCUAUGCUGUCUCUACCACUGCAGGAGUCACUGGCACAUGCAAACACACACACACUUACACACACACAGUUUGCCCUGUCUUUUCACUGGCUGUUACUUUAUUCAGGAUGAGGUGAAAAUGAGCAAAAAACAUAGAAAUGAAAUUCAUAGAAAAGGACUUGGUGGACUGUAAGUUAUCUUUGAAUUGUAAUUCUAUGGGGAUCCAAACAGCAGACUGUUCACAGACAACGCUGAUAAAAAUCCCGCCUUUUUCUGUCCUGCAUUAACCAGGUCAAAGUGAAUGGACAGGUGGUCGCAGUUCACUGUAAGGUCAUUUCAAUCCCUCGGAAACGGUUCGACAGACGACAGCCGAGGAGGAUCGGUCGGCGGCGUUAACUCGGGCUCCUCGAGAUAGCAUCGUGCGUGUGUCAGUGCCUCCUAAAUUUUUGCACUUAUGCUGAAUCUGAUUGGUUAAAAGAGGGGGGAAGCGUUCAGGUCAAUCUUAGCGCCGUCUGGUGAGGCGGAGCAAAAGCCACCUUGUGUUAUAUAAUUGAUCAGCUGAGCCGUCGUGGGACGGCGCGAAAAGCAAGGCAGCUGUCGGUGGCCCCGCCGCCUCGCCACGGCAACCUGAACCCCACCCACACUAGUCGAAAACACAACCGUCAGCGGUUGAUAGUUGCUAUUGAAAUGAACCAUAUCAGUGGCAACAGUUUGAAUUGAAACCUCUUUGGAGGUUUGCGUAUUAACAUGGUAGACCACUAUGUAUUGCUGUAUAUGGGGUGUAUAUUAUCAAUUGUCCAUAUGACUUAUUUUUCUUUGCUGGUUGCUUAGAGUCGAGCUGGCCGGCUGGGGAACAUAGGGAGAGGGCGGGGCUUCCAAAACACUUGGACCUUGUCAUUUUUUAAAGAAAAAAAAGUUUAAAAAAUAAACAUACAAAAAAAAAA